This is a messenger RNA of Caenorhabditis briggsae, 387 nucleotides long. The transcript has 2 exons. The coding region runs from base 1 to 387 and encodes 128 amino acids. NCBI's taxonomy places the organism in Eukaryota, Metazoa, Nematoda, Chromadorea, Rhabditida, Rhabditidae. The record is from RefSeq and is a predicted model, not a curated record.
AUGCUCAGCCACUUCCUUCUUCUCUCCCUCGCGGCUUCUACCGUAGUCGGCCUCUCCUGCUAUGGAUACGACGACUACUUUGCAGUCGUCGAGACGGUCCAUCAUCGGAAGUUCUGCACCGCCAUCUACGAAGUCUCCGACGGGAUCGGAUCUUUCGGUGGUGGCUUGCGUCACCCAUCCCGUAUCCCUAACAUCGUCAACAUGACAAAGGGAGACGACUGCGUCCUCCAGCACGUCGAUAGCAAUCUGAAGGGAGUCCCCUCUUCGGACAUCUGGCUCUGCUAUUGCUACGAGAACAUGUGCAACUACCCCUUCACCUGGAAGGAAUUUGAGAGCCGUGGCCACACUCUCAAGCCAAAAUAUUCCAAGGGAUUGAAGGAUCAUUGA